Molecule: messenger RNA, 645 nt
Organism: Trichosporon asahii var. asahii CBS 2479
Lineage: Eukaryota; Fungi; Basidiomycota; Tremellomycetes; Trichosporonales; Trichosporonaceae
Exons: 4
Coding region: 1-645 (214 amino acids)
Source: RefSeq, a predicted model, not a curated record
AUGGAGGGCGCCGCUGAGAGUCCUGAACUCCUUCUUGCACGAGACACAGCUGUAGUGGUGUUCGGCGUCUGUCGUCCCCAGCCUAUCGGGGAAGACCGCCUGGCAGAGGUGGCAAACGUAGCGCUCGUCCCUGAGAUGGAGGCGCUCCUCAACCUGGUUCUUGGGAACGUUGAACUUGUCCUUGAGGCUCUUCAGGAUGCCGCGGCGGUCCCUCUCCCGUACGCGGGCGUAGAGUUCCUCGCGGAGCGUGCGCUCCUCAAUCUCUAUGCUCAAGAUGGGGAAGAGGUGGCGGGCGAGGGCCACAUGUUGCAACCGAUGAAUGGAACUCACAUCCUCCUGCGCCUUCGUUCCGCAAACGAGCUGUUCGCAGUACUCGCAGAAGAAGUAGGCGUCGGUCCACGGAACGCCCUUGAUUUUGGUGCGCUUCAUGCGGCUGCAUCCCUUCAUGUGCUCCCAGAGCUCGCGGUCGUUCCUGCACACGGCGCCGCACGAUUUCGCAGGACACUCGUGCGCCGGCGCACGAUGGCCGGUCAGGGCAAGAUAGGAAAGUCAUUGGUUGAUGAGGAGUGGGAGAAUGUUGAGAAAGACAAUGGUGAGAAGCUGAGUGUGUUGACGGUGUUUGAGGCUGGACGUGUGACGGGCUAG